Cercospora beticola is the source of this 1500-nucleotide messenger RNA. RefSeq lists its product as uncharacterized. The record is from RefSeq and is a predicted model, not a curated record. Lineage: Eukaryota; Fungi; Ascomycota; Dothideomycetes; Mycosphaerellales; Mycosphaerellaceae.
CCAGGCGUCACUGCAGAAAGGUAGGAAACUGCCUCGUGGUCGUGACUGCUGACGACGUCUCCGGCGAUUUCUACUAAAGCGCACUCUUCUACUUGUCCUCCACUCAAUUGACAUCCAAUUCAGCUGACUGAGCAGCAUGAUCAACACAACCUGGACCGCCCCCUCCCUCUGGACGCUGUCCUGCAUCAUCCUGGUCGUCUAUGUCCUCGCCCUGUUUCCAAUCGCAUACAUAUUCUACAAGCAUAAGAAACGCGGCCUUCAAGCUUGGAUCCACCUCACCAUAUUUGUUCUUCUUCAACUCGCCGGCUAUGGAAUCAUAGCAGGCGUCGGGCAAGCGACUGCUCCGCCGUUUUUCGCCCCAGUUCUGGCGUCUAUCGCACUGUCACCGCUCAUGGUUGGCACAGCAGCAGUGCUCCACGAAUGGUUCACCACUACGCGAGUUGCCAAUGUCGAGAAGAACCAGACGACGGCGCAAUGGUUGCUGAACGCAUUCCACCUCAUCGGGAUAUUUGCACUGGGUCAAAUCCUAGCUGGCGAGCUUCUGCUGGGCCAAGGAGGUGCUCCUGCCUUCGCUCGGCCUCUUCUCCAAUCCGGGGCUUUCCUACUCUCAGUGCUGUUCCUGACACUCUGCUUUGCGACUUUUGGACUUUGGUGGCAUCACUCAAAAGGAAGCUCCUCGUCGCUGAUCUGGUCUGUCCUUCUUGUUCUACCUUUCCUCGGGCUACGCUACGUCUACGAAGUCGUCACGGCUUGGGAUGAUGCCCCGGACCUUGAUCAGAUCUUCGGCAGCCUGACCUAUCGAGCGGCAUUGCAGGUCGUACCACAGACUGUUGCACUUCUGAUUCUGAUCGUGGGCGCUGUGAUGGCACGAAAUGUCAAUGAGGAUACUCGACUUGGUCAACACGAGCCGAUUGGAGAGCCUCUGGAUCAUGCUGGGAGUGCGGAGCAAGACAACAAAGGCUGAACAGAGCUGUUCUUCGAAGAAUGCCCCUCGCAACACAUCCAUCAUACGUUAGCGCGCUGAACCACACUGCGCCAUGAGAAUGUGCCUUGAAACGGACCAGAGUUCUCUUCAGAAAUGGCUUCGAACCUGUCUGUCAUGCGUGACAUCGAACGGAAACUUGAGAUUUGCGAUGAACGGAGCCGCACAGUAGAGAUAUCUACGCAGCCUAGCUACCGGAAUGCAUUUCAAACCAAUCAAUCAUUACACGAACUGAAUGAAUAUGGGAUCCCAUGCGACUAGCCUCGAACUGGUUGCCGAUAUACGCUACAGAGGUGAUAGAACCCUCUGGCAGCGUUGUUAUCGAGGCACAAACAGCGUGCGCCAUGACAGCAAGCUGCAGGUGCAAGAAUUGUUGUCCAGUUUGCGAUGAAUUCAGGCACCACUGGGAUUUCACAAUCAGUCUCACGAGUCCAAUGGCUUAAUCCUUGACAAACAGAGAAGGGACACAGAACCAGAAACUUAUAGAGAAACAGUAGUAUCAAAAUGGCAAUGGCCCA